This is a messenger RNA of Salvia hispanica, 954 nucleotides long. Its product is annotated as ATP-dependent Clp protease ATP-binding subunit. Lineage: Eukaryota; Viridiplantae; Streptophyta; Magnoliopsida; Lamiales; Lamiaceae. The record is from RefSeq and is a predicted model, not a curated record.
CUCACAUUAGUCUAUCCAAAAUGAAACCCCCAAUAGUUCUCAAACAUUUUCAACAUAACUCAUUGCAGAGAAACUAAACAACCAUCAAACAAUGGGGUGCCAAACAUUCCAACUCAAUCCUCAAUCUCUCUACAAAAGAAUCUCCGCGCUCUCUCUCCAACCAAACCUUAAACUCCUCAAAACCACGACUCUCAUAUGCAACAACCUAAACGAACCAGCUGUAACUGCCACAAUCAAUCAAACACAAAAUAACCCCACACCCAAUGUUAACUUCAAAACUCUAGGAUCCUGCAAGCUCGGCAUCUCCCGAUACCCCGACUUCAGCUACAAUGCCAUCGGCGGUGCAGGCUCCGGCACUGCCACAAAGCUCCCCGACGACCAAGUCUCCGUCGAGUUCGACGUGGAAAAGCUCUACAUCCCACCCCUGUCUACCGCCACAACCACCUUCCUAGGGCUCCCGCUCCCGCCAUUCCUCAAAAUAGACAUACUCCCGCGGGUCUUCCGUGGAGAAAUCGACCAAGAAUCCGGCAAGGUUGAUCUCAAGUUCAUAGCGGAAUUCUGCUUCUCGGUUGGGAGCCUGUACAGAGCGCGGCCGCUGCUGGUGGAGACGGUGUUGACAUCAGAGGAAUCGAAGGGAAAGAUGAGGGAGGGGAGAGGGGAGAGAAUGGAUGGAGAUGGGAAAUGCAGACUUGUUGGGGUGGCGACGGUUGAUCCCAUCAAUGAUCUUUUCAUGGACACAUUUCUUAGCCUCCCCACUGAAUGUCUCGCAGAUUUGAAUGCUGUCAUCUCAUUUUCAACCACACAAUAAUAGAAUAGUCCUCUCCCUUUAUUUGUAAAGAUAAGAUAUAUAUCUACCUCUCAAACCAUACUUAUCAUGAAAUAUAUAUGGCGUAUGUGAUGAUGUUCAGUGAUUCAACGAAAUAUAUGAAUUGUCCAAAUUACCAAUUUGUGAAA